This is a messenger RNA of Monomorium pharaonis (pharaoh ant), 4212 nucleotides long. RefSeq lists its product as uncharacterized. The transcript has 20 exons. The record is from RefSeq and is a predicted model, not a curated record. Gene Ontology annotation, cellular component: membrane. NCBI's taxonomy places the organism in Eukaryota, Metazoa, Arthropoda, Insecta, Hymenoptera, Formicidae. Gene Ontology annotation, molecular function: transmembrane transporter activity. Gene Ontology annotation, biological process: transmembrane transport. The coding region runs from base 192 to 3500 and encodes 1102 amino acids.
UGAAUAGUACGAUUGUAAUAUUUAAAGCGACGACGACUUUGAUCAAUGCGUGGAUCUACCAUCAACAACGCCGUAAGGGAGGUCAUCGUCUCUGUACCACCCAACGAUCGACGGUUACAAAUUAGGUUUUUGCGCGACCAACUAGUGCCUGUCGCAGAUCUGCCUGAAAAUUUUUCUGGGCGCCGUAUAUUAUGGUUGGCCGCAUCUCUACCGUCUCCCUCACGAUAGAAAAGGAAACUAAGAAUCAUGGGACUAAGGAAGGUACCGCAGACUUUGAAAAGGCCAUGGAGAUAUGCGGAAAUGGAAAGUAUCAAUACACUUUCCUGCUGGUUUGCGGUGUGAUGUUCAUGUGCUUUGCUUUUCAAUAUGGAGCAAACGCAUAUAUCCUGCCGGCAGCCGAAUGCGAUUUGAACAUGAGAUCCGAAGAGAAAGGUCUACUAAACGUCGCCUUUCUUAUAGGUUCGGCGUUGAGCGCUUUUUUCUGGGGAGUUUUCGCGGGCGUCUACGGAAGAAGAAAUAUCCUGCUGAUAAAUCUCUUCUCUGACAGUAUUGUUACGUUGAUCGCGAGUUUCUCACAAAGCUUUAAGAUGCUCCUAAUAUGCAGAAUCAUAAAUGGAUUCUUUAUUGGUGGACCCGGCUCUCUAGUGUAUCCGUAUGUCGGCGAGUUUCACGCGGAAAAACAUAGAGCAAGGAGUAUCUGUUUCCUGGGCUUGUUCCUCACUUUUGCUUGGUUAAUAUUAACCGGUUUAGCAUGGGCCAUUAUACCAUUGUCGAUAUCUCUCGAUUUCUACGGUAUUCGGUACAAUUCCUGGAGAUUAUUCCUCGGCGUUAUCAGCUUGCCAUCUUUCGCCAUUGCCGUUGUAAUCCUGAUGUAUCCGGAAAGUCCGAAAUUUCUGGUAUCGCAAGGCAAGACCGACGAGGCUCUCGCAAUUCUCCGGACGAUCUACGCGGUGAACACCGGACACGAUAAAAGAGAGUUUCCAGUGAAGGAACUCCUCUCCGACGCCGUAUUCAAAGUAGAAAAGAACAAGGCACCAUUGUCCUCGUUAGAUAAACUGGCGGAAUUAUUGAAAAAUAUUUGGUGGCAAUUGCGCACCGUUACAUCACCACCUCUUUUAAAGUAUGCUUUGCUCUUGUGGACGAUUUAUUCUACAAACAUGUUUGCAUACUACGGCUUUAAUCUCUGGCAGCCGGAAUUGUUCAAUCGUUUCGAGAACUAUCACCAUUCGCAUCCGAAUGCAUCCGCGACAGUCUGCGAGUUGAUAUACGAUACUCAGACAUCAAAUCAUACUAUUUCAGAAGAGUUUCUUUUGACAAACGAAGUUACUACGGUUUGCAAACCUCACAUAGAUGAGCGAGUGUUCACUAACUCUUUGACGGUCAACAUCGUUUGUCUGUUCGGCAAUGUCGCUUCUGUGUAUCUAGCAAAUCGAGUUGGUCGUCGAACAGUACCAGUGAUCACGAUGCUGAUGACUGGCGUCGCUGGUUUCGGUGUCUACUUCGUGAGGUCUUCGCUGCAGAUCCUCAUAAUUGCGUGCAUGUACUCCCUAAUGGUGGCCAUGGCAAAUUUCAUGAUUUCUAGCGUUGCGAUCAAUAUCUUUCCUACGCACGUGUCCGCUGCUGCGGUGUCCAUGAUGGUGUGCCUGGGAAGAUUUGCUGCGAUGGCGAUUAAUCUCGCGUUUGGCAUGCUGCUUGAUAUCAGCUGCGAGAUCCCAAUAUUUUUGCUAGCUGGUGUCUCUACAUUUGGCGGAUUAUUGUGUUUCCUGAUACCGAGCAAGAAAAGAAGGUUUCAUCGGCGUCUCUGUAUUACCCACGAUAGUUCGCAGAUUAAGCUUCUCCGCGAUCGACUGGAUUGGUGCCUGCUAAAGAUCCGCUGCCGUCCUGGAAAUUUUUUAGAACGCAUUAUGGUCAGCCGCAUCUCCACCGUCUCCCUUGCGAUAGAAAAGGAGACCAAGGAUCAUGGGACUAAUAAGGAAGGUGCGGACUUUGAGAAGGCCAUGGAAAUAUGUGGAAAUGGAAGGUAUCAAUACACUUUUCUGCUCGUUUGCGGCGUGAUGUUUAUUUGCGUUGGAAGCCAGUAUGGAGCAAACGCAUAUAUUCUACCAUCAGCCGAAUGUGAUCUGAACAUGAGAUCUGAGGAGAAAGGAUUGCUGAACGUCGCCUUUUACCUAGGGACAGCAUCCAGCGCUUUCUUCUGGGGAGUCUUCGCGGGCGCCUACGGAAGAAGAAUUAUGCUACUGAUAAGUCUCUUUGCUGACAGUAUCGUUACGCUGAUCGCGAGCUUCUCGCAAAGCUUCACGGUGCUGCUAGUAUUCAGAGUCAUAAAUGGAUUUUUAAUGGGCGGACCCGGCUCUUUGGUGUAUACGUACCUUGGUGAGUUUCACGCGGAAAGAUACAGAGCGAGAAGCAUCUGCUUCCUAGGCUUUUUCUUCACUUUCGCUUGGGUAUUAUUGGCUGGUUUGGCAUGGAUAAUCAUACCGUUGCCGAUAUCCCUUGAGUUCUUCGGCAUUCGGUACAAUUCCUGGAGAUUGUUUUUCGGCAUUAUCAGCCUGCCAACUUUCGCUAUUGCCGUCGUAACCUUAACGUAUCCGGAAAGUCCAAAAUUUCUGAUGUCGCAAGGCAAGACCGACGAGGCUCACGCGGUUUUUCGAGCAAUCUACGCGGUGAAUACCGGACGCGAUAAAAAUGAGUUUCCACUUCAGGUGGACGAACUUCUCUCCGACGCUGCGUUUAAAGUAGAAAAAAAUAAGGCAUCGUCGGAUGUGCUGACGGAAUUGAUGAAAAAUAUUUGGUGGCAAUUGCGCACCAUUGCAUCACCACCUCUUUUAAAGUAUGCUUUGCUCUUCUGGAUGAUUUAUUUCACAAACAUGUUUGGAUAUUACGGCUUUACUCUUUGGCAACCGGAAUUGUUCAACCGCUUCGAGAACUAUCAACACACGCAUCCAAAUUCAUCCGCGACAGUCUGCGAGCUGAUAUACGAUACUCAUACAUCAAAUCAUACUGAUCCGGAGGAGUUUCAUUUGACAAACGAAGUUACUACGGAUUGCGAACCUCGCAUAGAUGAGCGAGUAUUUACUAACUCUUUAACGAUCAACAUCGUUUGCCUGCUCGGCAAUAUCGCUUCUGGGUAUCUAGCAAAUCGAGUUGGCCGUCGAACGAUGCCAGUAACCACGAUGAUGAUGGCUGGCAUCGCUAGCCUCGGUAUCUACUUCGUGAGAUCCUCGCUGCAGAUUCUCAUAACCGCGUGCUUGUUCACUGUGAUGGCGGCGACGUCGAAUUUCGUGAUUUCCAGCAUUGCGGUCAGCGUCUUUCCUACGCACGUGACCGCCGCCGCGGUGUGCAUGAUGUUGUGCCUAGGAAGGUUCGGCGCGGUGGCGAGUAAUCUGGCAUUCGGCAUGCUACUGGAUCUCAGCUGUGAGAUCCCGAUAUUUCUUGUGACCGGUACCUCUGUAUUUGGCGGAUUGUUAUGUAUCCUGAUACCGAGCAUGAAAAAGAAAUAAACGUCGACAUUCGAAGAAAACAGACAUAAUAAAUGUGAAAGAAGAAUAAUUUAAAGUGUCAAACACGGUGUUUUGUGUUAUGUCUUUUUUUUAUCAGAUGCGCGGUUUGUGAAAGGUCUGGAAUAUGAGAAAGUAUAAUGAUCUGUAAAUAAUAAUUAUAAGGAUCGCUCGUUAAGCGUUCUCGGUUUAUUUGACAUUGCACUCGUAAAGAAAUCUAUGGGCCUUUCAUAAUUUCAUUGCGUGUUUUGUCAAGACGUUUAAUGAAAUUAUAUUGCACAACGACUUAUUUUUGAUUAAUAGCAAAUUUGUUGUUUAGUUACUAAGAAUUAAAUAACAAACUUUUUCUUAGCAAUCAUAGCUUAAUAUUGGCUCGUCAAUGACGAUCUGAUUUCAUUGAUCGAUGAUAUAUUCCACAUCGUUUUAUUACGAUCUGCACUUUGUGCGCUUAUUAAUCAAGUCAUUUGUAAAUAAUUAUUUUGUUACAUGUGCGUCGAAAGUGAUCCCUUUUGUGUCACUUUUUUCAGUCAAUUAAUACUAUUUUAUUAAAACACUCUACACAUAUUAUAAUAUACAUAUUUAUUAACAUAAUAAAAUACAUUCAUUUUUUAGAUGUCAGUUCUUAAAUUUUUCCAUGUAUCUCUUUUACUGCUUUUAUUUCACGAAACCUUUUAUAGUAAAUAUGUUAAAAAAAAAUAAAAAUAAAAUAUAUAAA